Molecule: messenger RNA, 1368 nt
Organism: Eubalaena glacialis (North Atlantic right whale)
Lineage: Eukaryota; Metazoa; Chordata; Mammalia; Artiodactyla; Balaenidae
Product: zinc finger protein 84-like
Exons: 6
Coding region: 341-667 (108 amino acids)
Biological process (GO): regulation of DNA-templated transcription
Source: RefSeq, a predicted model, not a curated record
UGUGGGGGGCGGUGUCCGCGUUUGCUGGGGUCCCGCUGCGAGUCCGCAGCACAGCCGUGCGGCCGAGUGAGGCGGCCAGUGAGGGUCGGAACCGGGGGUUCUUGGGAUUCCAGUUUCUAUGAACUAAUCGGCUUAUGUGAGAUGGAGGACGCCCAGGACCAAGGAUUCAUCCUUGGUGAAGAGUCCUGACCAGAGCCCUCUAACUUGAGCAUUAUGACAGCGUCCAGAAGAUUCACAUGAUAGGUCAGAGCCUAGAUUUGCUGGCCCUUUCCCAAGAGUAGCAAAAAAUGACCAAGUCCCAGGGGUCAUUGUCAUUUGAGGAUGUGGCUGUGGACUUCACAUGGGAGAAGUGGCAGCUCUGGAUUCUGCUCGAAAGAAUUUGUACAGAAAUGUGAUGUUGGAGAACUUGAGCAGCCUUGAGUCGCUAGGGUUUCAGGUUAUCAAACCAGAUGUGAUCUUCAGAUUGGAGCAAGACCAGCCACGGGCAAUAGAUGAGGAUACCCCAAGUCAGAGCUUUUCAGAGUUCUGGAAAGUUGAUCAUUACAAAGCUUGGCACCAAGAAACCCAAGACAGGCUUAAAAGAUUGGAACAAGCCUGUGAAAGUAAUGCAAGUGGAAAAACAUUUCAAUCAGGUGAAGUCUCAGCAACGGCUGUGUCUCCUCUGUAGCUCCAGCUCUUCCUAAGUAGCCGACCAUGGCUGCAGCGUCCACUGGAUGACCCUGGGCUCUGGACUUAUCCCUCCAGCCUAGUCAUGGUAAUGAAUUCCGGCUUCUGCUAACAUCUGGGAUGCCUCAGUGCCCUCUUUGGCUUCUCAUCCCUCCUAUCACCUCUGUAACCAUGUUAAAUUCCCUGUUUUACUUAGAGUACUUUUUAAUUUUCAAGAUUGGACCCUGUGUAGUACAGCUAUGGGAGAAACAGUCUAGAUUGGUUGCUGGUUCAGGGCAUGUAGCAUGUCCCAACAGACAGCAUUCCAAUCUUACCGAGUAUGCAAGUUCCUAGCAGAAUUAUUUGUAAUAGCCAAACACUCUAAACAAUUCAGACCAGCUGGUGAGGGACUUCCCUGGUGGCGCAGUGGUUAAGAACCUGCCUGCCAAUGCAGGGGACAUGGGUUCGAGCCCUGGUCUGGGAAGAUCUCACAUGCCACAGAGCAGCUAAGCCCAUGUACCACAACUACUGAGCCCUCGUGCCACAACUACUGAAGCCUGUGUGCCUAGAGCCUGUGCUCCACAACAAGAGAAGCCACCACAAUGAAAAGCGCACCGCAACGAAGAGUAGCCCCCGCUCGCCGCAACUAGAGAAAGCCCACGUGCAGCAACAAAGACCCAACGGAGCCAUAAAUAAAUAAAUAAAUUUAUUUAUUUUUGAAAA